Molecule: messenger RNA, 1056 nt
Organism: Alternaria alternata
Lineage: Eukaryota; Fungi; Ascomycota; Dothideomycetes; Pleosporales; Pleosporaceae
Product: galactosyl transferase GMA12/MNN10 family protein
Exons: 3
Coding region: 1-1056 (351 amino acids)
Biological process (GO): protein N-linked glycosylation
Cellular component (GO): Golgi membrane
Molecular function (GO): glycosyltransferase activity
Source: RefSeq, a predicted model, not a curated record
AUGUCACGAUUUCCAAACGAGGAAUACAGCAGCUUUCCUUUGACUUCUACUUCUAUUCAUUCCGAGGCCAUUCUAGAAAACCUCUCUGUCCAGUAUGCCCGACCGCAUCCGAAGCUCAUUCCGCAGUUCGUUGCACACGGUGACUCGAAGUGUUUACCAGAAGUUUCACCGGAACUCAUUGAAGAGGCUACAACAAAGCGUGCUACAUGUCGAAAAUACUCCCCUUUUGCAACCGGAAGGGCGCGCAUCGCAACCGUCACAGCUCAUUUCGGCAAAUCGAAGGAGUACUACCAGAAAGCGUUCCGGACACACCUCCUCCACGCCUUGGUCCACGGAACCGAGGUCAGAGUGAUGUGCGAUCCAAUUGUAGAUGACCUGUGGAACAAACCGGCCUUCAUACUCAACCUGCUCAUGCGCGAGAUGUUGAAACCAGCCAAAGAACGUCUGGAGUGGAUUCAAUGGGUUGAUCGAGACACCAUCAUUCUCGACCAAUGCCGCCCUAUAUCGAGCUUCCUGCCACCAGAGAAAGCACGCUUCGGUUCGUGGUGGCGCCGCGACGAUGAGCAACUACAGACUCCGGCGAACACAACGCAUAUGCUUGUGACCAAGGACUGGAACGGUCUCAACAACGGUAUCUUUCUACUUCGUGUCAACAGUUGGGCGAUUGAACUCUUCACAGCCAUUCUUGCCUUCCGCCACUACAAUCCCGGCGUCGACCUCCCCUUCACCGAACAAUCUGCCAUGGAACACGUCCUACAGACCGACCAGUUCAGAGAUGGAGCGCACUUCGUACCACAACAUUGGUUCAAUGGGUACGAAGAAGGCGGAGCACAAAAGUUCGAAGAGAGAGAGGACGUGGAAGGGUUAGACAAACGUCAUGUAAGAAGAGGCGAUUAUCUGGUCCACUUUGCUGGGCGUGGAAAGAGGGGAGAUUUAUUGAAUGAAUGGAGCGAGAUGUUGAACAAAUCAGACAAUGUAUGGGAAAAAGGCAGAGUGCAGAGGGACGUUUCGGGUGAAGUUGAGGCGUUUUGGAGAGAUCUUGGGUAUGGGACAUGA